This is a messenger RNA of Arachis stenosperma, 910 nucleotides long. Its product is annotated as germin-like protein subfamily 2 member 4. NCBI's taxonomy places the organism in Eukaryota, Viridiplantae, Streptophyta, Magnoliopsida, Fabales, Fabaceae. Gene Ontology annotation, molecular function: manganese ion binding. Gene Ontology annotation, cellular component: cell wall; plasmodesma. The record is from RefSeq and is a predicted model, not a curated record. Gene Ontology annotation, biological process: plasmodesmata-mediated intercellular transport; regulation of root development. The transcript has a single exon. Bases 61 to 735 code for a protein of 224 amino acids.
CUCAAAAGCUUCCCAUCCCUCUCUAGAUCUUCUCCUAAGCCAUUUAUCGUCAAUACAACCAUGUCCCAAUCAAAGACAAUUGCAAUUCUGGUAAUCUUAAUCAGCAGUGCCAUCUCCUUUGCAUUCGCUUCUGAUCCAGACACACUUCAAGACUUUUGUGUUGCUCUUCCCUCUUCUUCAGAAACAGGUGUGAAGGUGAAUGGAUUUGCGUGCAAAGAAUCAUCAAACGUGACAGAAUCUGAUUUCUUCUUCAACGGAUUAGCCAAGGCUGCAUCAAUCAACAACACAGUAGGGUCAGUGGUGACAGCAGCCAAUGUGGAAAAGAUUCCAGGGCUCAACACAUUGGGUGUCUCUCUCUCAAGAAUAGACUACAAACCCGGUGGCCUAAACCCGCCGCACACGCACCCACGCGCCACCGAGGUCGUGUUUGUGUUGGAAGGGGAAUUGGAAGUUGGUUUUGUCACCACAUCCAACAAGCUCAUAUCAAAAACCAUAAAGGAAGGUGAAGUGUUUGUGUUCCCAAAAGGGUUGAUACACUUUCAGAAGAACAACAAUGGGGACAAGCCUGCUGCCGUUGUCUCCGCCUUCAACAGCCAACUCCCUGGCACGUUGUCCAUCGCCGCCGCUUUGUUUGGCGCAACGCCGGCUGUUCCUGACGAUGUUCUCGCUCUGGCAUUCCAGAUUGAUGCCCAAGACGUUAGUAACAUCAAGACCAAUCUUUCCUCCAAGAAGUAAAGGGAAGAUUGUUUCGUUUUCUUAUAUAUAUGAAACUAUUCUUCUUUUUCCUGGCCUCCACCAAGUGAUUCUUGAUCUAUACGUAAGAUCAUUUAGUGGUUGCAUUUUUUCCAUUUGAGUCCAUUGAAACGAGGAUAAGUGUACGUAUAGAGAAUUGAAUAAUAAGAAGUUUUUA